Molecule: messenger RNA, 2550 nt
Organism: Aplosporella prunicola CBS 121167
Lineage: Eukaryota; Fungi; Ascomycota; Dothideomycetes; Botryosphaeriales; Aplosporellaceae
Exons: 3
Molecular function (GO): protein binding
Source: RefSeq, a predicted model, not a curated record
AUGGACCUCUUCACCCUCCCCGCCGCCCUGCUCUUCCUGCUGCUGGCUGGCCCCGCCUACGCUCAGCUACCCUACGACCCUACGCGCAUCCUCCAAUCCCGCCAGGACAAUGAUAUCAUUUACGUCUUCCGCCCCGAUCCCAGCGCGACCGCAAAGACACAAUUGCUGUCCCUUGACGUCUCGUCCGCGCUGAACGCCGCCGAUCUCCCGCUCACGACGCUCUAUCCCGCGCUACCCUUCGCAACGUCGACCGAUGACACCGCCGUGCCGUACAUCCCCGUCGCGGACGAGAAGGGCGGCCUCACCGUGUACGCGGGGCGCUGCGGGCCGGCGCUCCACGAUGCCAAGGUGUGGAAGUUCGCGGUGGCCGAAGACGCGCAAGACAGCAACGGGACGUGGACGGAAUCGGACGCGACGGCAGGCAGCGACGGCGACGGGCGCACGCUGCUUGGCCCCAACUUCCUGAGCCACGGCAUCUCCUUCUCCUCGACGGUGGGCGACAGCGACCCGGCGCUGUUCGCGUUUGGCGGCAUGUGCCCCACCGAUGACGCGACGCCGGGGUCGUGGGUGGCCGCGGCCAACUACUCCAGCGCCAUGCUGCAGGUCCAGAAAUCAUCGAACGACGAUGAUGAUUCUGCAGCAGGGUUCGACGUCGACGUUGCGCCCACGCGCGGCCCGCCCGUCGCUGAGGCCGGGUUUGGGCUCGUGGGCCUGCCGCCCACGUUCUCGAACCGCAGCGACGGCUCUGCGGAUCAGCAGCAGAACUUUGUCCUGUUGGGCGGCCACACGGACGGCGCGUUCAUCAACAUGUCGCAGGUUGCUCUGUACUCGCUGCCAGAGGAAACUUGGACGUUUAUCCCCGUGGAGCAGCCCGAUGUGCGCGACGGCGAUCUCGCCAAACGCGCUGCAACGGUUAGCGAGGUGGAGCCGCGCUCGGGGCAUACUGCUGUCCUGUCCGAUGAUGGCACGAAAAUCAUCGUCAUGGGCGGCUGGGUUGGAGACGUCGACACGCCGGCCGAGCCCCAGCUCGCUGUCCUCAACAUCGGCGAAGGUUAUGGCGGAGAGGGCGCGUGGUCCUGGUCCAUUCCUUCGCCGUCGGGCAGCGGCCUCGCCGAUGGCGCUGGCAUUUACGGCCACGGGGCCGUGAUGCUCUCUGGAGACGUGAUGAUGAUCCUGGGAGGGUACUCGAUUUCGUCGUUGUCGUCGUCCUCGAAGCUGAGGGGGAGAGCAACGCCCGCGCAGAACACGCAAAACUUUUUCUUCAAUGUCAGUUCGAACAGCUAUUUAUCGGACUAUUCGCCGGUAUCCGACUCGUCCGAUUCUUCUGACAAGGGGGGCCUUUCAAGCGCAUCGCAAAAGGCUGGGCUCGGUGUCGGCAUCGGAAUCGGCGUCGCGGCCGUUGUCUGCAUGACUAUUUUCUACUUCUGGUACAAGCGCCACCUCCGGGAAAAGAGGGAGUGGAGAGAGAAGGAACUCCGCGAGCUUUCUUUGGGCGCUCACUACGUGCAUGGAAUUGGCCCUGGGAACACGGGUCUGAGUUCGCGAGGCAGAGAUCCGUUCGCGGACGAGUAUCUUAGCGAUCGCGAAGCCGCUGCAUACGCGUCCGACCCUUGGUAUUCUGGCGGACGAGGAGGCUGGAAAGGACAAGGUGGCGGUGAAGCCGAGCGGACUGGCCUGCUCGUCGAAAUACCCAGUCCGACGCGAGGCCUCCGCCGGAACUCUCAAGGAAGAGUGUAUCACCAGGCACCUUUGUACGAUGACAGCCGCAUCAACCCUGGAGCGGGCCCGAUCCACCGCAUCGACGAGCGCGCAGAGGAAGAGGAAGAGGAAGCCAAUCUUGAAAUGCGUGAAAGACCGCGGACCGCCGAAACCGACUACCGUCUUUCCAUACACUCGACUGGCGACUCGAAUCCUCUCAUCGACCACAACGACCACGAAUACCUUGGCAGCAAUCAUUCCGCCCGCGCGCCCAACAGCAGUCAUAGCAACGUCAACGCCAACGCCGAUGCCGACUCGUUCACCACGGCCAAGACAUCCUUUGCCCAGCUCCAAGCAGAGGGCGAGGCACUGCUUGGCGGUCGCCCCGACAACGCUGAAAACAUACCCACGUCGAUACCGUUCCCAUCGCUCAGCCCCAUCGAUCCGGAUUCUCCGCACUACCGGAAAUCCUCGGCGGCGGAUGGGUUGUCGCCUCCGAGACGGGCAGCGAGUGAUGCGGGGUUCUGGGCUAAGAGGGAGAAGAGAGGGUCUAAGGCGUGGACCGCGGAUAUUUUGGGGCUGGAGGGGCAGGAAGAUGAAGAGGAUUGGAUUGCAGGGAGGCCGCGACCACGGACCGUCGCAGGCGAGGAAGCAUUUGGUGCGAGGGGUUUGUUGCCCGGUGGAGCAGGAGCUGGGGAUGUCGAGGUCGUGGGAAUGGGAGGGCUGGAGUUGCAGGACGGCGAGUAUUACGAGGACGAAGGCGAGUGGGACGUCGAAGCCGCGGCCGAGCGUCGCGACGUCCAGCUCUGCUUCACGGUGCCUCGGCAAAGGUUGAGGGUCGUGAACGCGGAC